UCAUUUGUACAACGAUCUUUAUUGUAUAUAUUAUGGCUUGUUUGUCUACAUCUGAUGAUCCAAUGUAGAUUACAGAAAAUAAAAUGAUUGCUGCUAAUGAAAAUAUAUUAUCCACGCCAACAUUGAACAAUGAUCAAAAAAAGGAAAACAAUCAUGACUGCAAUAAUUUCAAACAGAAAGCUGAGCAGGAAAUAACUAAUUUAAAAUUAGAAAUGAAAAAACUGAGUCUUAGAAAAAAUAAUAUGGAUCUUUUACUUAACUAUUUCAAAUCUAAGUGAUCUCUAUCCAGGAAUCUGAAAUUGGGUGAACAAGCUAGAUCAGUGGUAUGCAACCUUUUUUGAUCCACGACCCCCAAAAUUAUUUAUUUUGAUAAUACGACCACUUCUUCCUACCAACAUUAUAUAAGUGUAUAAUAUAAAUUUUCUAUUUAAAUUAUUGGCGACCCCCUAAUAACAUUUUGCAACCUCCGAGUUGCGCAUCGCUGAGCUUGAUGACUGUAUUUAUUAGUAAGAUAAGGCCUCAUUUAUUUA
Molecule: messenger RNA, 530 nt
Organism: Sipha flava (yellow sugarcane aphid)
Lineage: Eukaryota; Metazoa; Arthropoda; Insecta; Hemiptera; Aphididae
Exons: 2
Coding region: 84-278 (64 amino acids)
Source: RefSeq, a predicted model, not a curated record